This is a messenger RNA of Sander lucioperca (pikeperch), 3682 nucleotides long. RefSeq names its product 5'-nucleotidase, cytosolic II, like 1 (gene nt5c2l1). Bases 253 to 1746 code for a protein of 497 amino acids. The record is from RefSeq and is a predicted model, not a curated record. NCBI's taxonomy places the organism in Eukaryota, Metazoa, Chordata, Actinopteri, Perciformes, Percidae. The transcript is spliced from 18 exons. Gene Ontology annotation, molecular function: 5'-nucleotidase activity.
GUGUCCCUCAGCUGUUUACAUCACCAACUAGUAGAAAGUCACAGGGUGGAGUUUCAGCCUGCGUACGAAAUAGAGAAAAACACUUUUUCACUUUCACACGCCUACAAAAUUUGUGCAAACGUGGUCAUUUAAAUGCCUCUCCAAUGACUGUCUGCGAAAAGUGCCGAGUAGCAGACCGCAGGACAGUUGCAUAUAGGCCUAACACACAAGAGUUGGACAUUAGCCAUCUUCGUUGAAAGUUUGAAGGAAGCAAUGGACACAGAUCCCAACACCUCCUCUGAUGAGCCCAGGGUGAAACGAGGCUUUGACCAAAUGGUGUUCGCCAACAGAAGUCUGACACUGGAGAACAUCAAAUGCUAUGGAUUUGACAUGGACUACACGAUGGCAAUGUAUAAGUCUCCUGACUACGAGAGCCUGGGCUUUGAACUGAUAAGAGACAGAAUGGUGUCUGUUGGAUACCCUCAUGAGCUUCUACGCUACACAUACGACCCCAGCUUCCCCACACGCGGUUUAGUGAUCGACACCACAUACGGGAACCUUCUGAAGGUAGAUUCAAAUGGGAAUAUUUUGGUUUGCAGUCAUGGCUUCUGCUUCCUCAAAGGAGAAGACAUUAACAACUACUACCCCAACAAGUUCAUUCAAAGAGACGACACCGACCGUUUCUACAUUCUAAACACUCUCUUCAAUCUUUCAGAGACUUACCUCUACACCUGCCUUGUGGACUUCUUUACUAGAUGCACCAGAUACACAAACCUCCUGAAAGGUUUCCAGCACGGCGACUUGUUAAUGUCCUACAGAAGCAUGUUCCAGGAUGUUAGAGAUGCAAUGGACUUCAUUCACGACACGGGAACCCUGAAGGAACGAACUAUCAAGAAUUUGGAUAAAUACGUGAUCAAAGAUUCAAAUCUCCCUGUACUCUUGACCCGGCUUAAAGUGGUGGCCAAGGUCUUCCUUGCCACCAACAGUGACUACAGUUACACUAAGGCCAUUAUGAAAUACCUGCUUGAAAAUAAUGCUAAGCCUGGAAGUCCAAAACAGUCCUGGCGCUCCUUCUUCGACCUCAUUGUUGUGGACACCAGAAAGCCGCUGUUCUUUGGAGAGGGGACUGUGCUGAGACAAGUGGACACGGACACAGGAAAGCUUCGGAUUGGGACGUACACAGGUGACCUCCAACAUGGAACCGUUUACUCCGGAGGAUCUUCAGACAUCAUCUGUGAUCUGCUGGAUGUCAAAGGUAAAGACAUCCUCUACGUUGGCGACCACAUUUUUGGCGACAUUCUCAAGUCUAAGAAACGUCAGGGCUGGAAGACUUUUCUGGUCGUACCGGAGCUCAACAUAGAGCUCAAAGUGUGGGACCAGAAGAAAAGUUUGUUUGAGGAGCUGAAACGUCUUGACGUCUUCUUAGCUGAAAUUUACAAGCACCUGGACAGCGGCAGUUCCGAGUGUCCUGACAUCGAUGCCGUUCAGACAAGAAUGAAGGUGCUGACCUACAGAAUGGACAUGUCUUAUGGCCAGAUGGGCAGCCUCCUGCGCAGCGGCGCCAGACAGACGCUGUUUGCCAGCCAGCUGAUGCGUUAUGCAGAUCUAUACUCCUCCACCUGCAUGAACCUGCUGCACUACCCCUUUAAUUAUCUCUUCAUGGCUCCCCCAGUCCUGAUGCCCCAUGAAGCGUUGUCUCAAAACUCGGCUGACAUUGCCUCAGAGCUCACUGUCACCAACAAUAUUGUCACGAUAAACAGAAACUAAGUGCUGAAGACAGCUGAUCGAGAGGUUUCAGAAGAAGAACAUGUGAAGAUGCUCCUGAAUAAUCUUCUGGACACCGAUGAAGGUGACUGUUUGCACUUGUGCUUGUAUAAAGGGUUUGUUGCAGCCAUGACGUGCCUCCUUUACAAAAAAAAACGAACUUAUUGCUCCACCUAGUGGAUAUGAAGUGCUAUGCCAUGCAGCUAGAUUUUAGGAUUCAAAGCAAAAGCAGACUCAUGAUUACUGUGUUGUUACAUGUAGUGGUGAAUGUGUACUUUUGUUCUGAGGUUUGUGUAAUGGUAUUUAAGAAGUAACUUUAUUUAUUUGUUGUUUCUGUAACCUCUGGUGAAUCAUUUCAUACAUUAUUCAUAGUAUUUUUUCUCAUUGUUCACAAUUGAACAACUUUAAUUAAACAUUAUGGUGUAAUAUGGCAUUAGAUGAUCUAAGCUAAUAUUGAAGAACAUGCUCACAUAAUCAUUUGCAUUGUGUCAGGUGCUCCUCUGUUUGUUUUGUAGAAAGUAGUUACAAUGAAAACUGUUUCCAGUGAAGUAUUUGGCUUAUCCAGAGUAACCAGGACACUGUAUCUGGAAAGACACAAUGCUGAGUUUUUCAAAUGUAAUUUUUCAGCACCACAAAAAUCAUGUCUCUCCUUUUAAAUAAGGAGAAGGCAGAAAUCUCAGGGACAGGUCAUGCAAAACCUGGGCAAAUAAAACAAGAACUAGAACAUUUCAAGUUUUCCUUUUGUGCUACAUCUGUUGUCCACUGGAUGGCAGUGAAUCACCUCUGCAACAGACUCAGGUCAGAUCAAUGUGUGUGAAGGUGUGUUCACUGGCUGAAUACUGCAAACAAGUAAAAAAUGUUAUCUGAUAAAACAAUGAUCCAUCUCUAUAUUUCAGAUAACAUGAAUCACUGGGUUUACAAUAAAAUAGUAGAAUAUGUGUUCUAAAACUUAAACAAUAGCUCACUGACUGCUGUAUGAUUUUGUAUUUCCCCUAAUAAAACUUAUUUUGCUCGUCAUAGCAGAAACACACACCUGUGUAGUAAUAUUGUACACACAGUACACACUGUAUCUCCCUCUUGUUCUCUCCUUGGCUCUGACAGUCCUGCUCCCUCGAGAGCUGAACCUUUAUCAAGAGAGAGCUGAGAGGAAUUUGUUGUCACACACACACACACACACACACACACACACACACACACACACAUUCUCUCUCUCUCUUCCUUGCUGUAUGAAAUCAGUGCUCACAUGUGAUCUUGUAUAAGAGGAAAUUAUACAGUGUUCUUGCAGGGUUGUGUGCACAGAAUCUCUGUUUUCCUGCUGGGCUCCUGUACAGAGGAGCGUCUUCCCCACAUUUCACUCUGCAGAAAGACUAAUACAAAUAUAGUAUCAGUCUCAUAUUUGAUAUUGAUGUUGGCAUAGCAUACAUCAUGAUAAAGGCUCCACCGAUGUCAGGAAACAGCUUAAACUUUGGCUUUAACUCAUGGGAAGGAAAACAUUUAAAAAUGUAAUGUUAUAAGUGCUGAAAUUGACUUAUUGUGUUCACUAAAAUGAGAAAAAUUAAGAAAUAAUUUUCAAGUGUGGACUGUUCGAGCAUCUAUAAGGACAUCUUGACACUAUUCAUAUAACUGUGUGAGAAUCUAACUAUUAUUCUUUAAAAUUAAACAUUAAAGGCAACUCCAAAUUUGGAGCCACCCACUGCAUUCAUUGGCACCUCCCCCUCUCUCACACACACACACACACAGAUUUCCCAGAUUAUUUCAUUUCGUCAUUUUGUCAUGUUUGAUAUUCUCACCUGCUUUAAUCUCUCCUAGCUACCAUUUAAUAUGUUGUUUUUAUUUGCUUCUCUACCACAUGUUGUCACUAUGUGUACAUAAACUAACCUUAGUGUUCUCUGACAUUUGAUGUGUAAUGAAACAUAGUGAUACUAGUUCCUAUCCUUCA